This is a messenger RNA of Verticillium dahliae VdLs.17, 1969 nucleotides long. RefSeq lists its product as uncharacterized. Gene Ontology annotation, molecular function: DNA-binding transcription factor activity, RNA polymerase II-specific. The transcript is spliced from 7 exons. Lineage: Eukaryota; Fungi; Ascomycota; Sordariomycetes; Glomerellales; Plectosphaerellaceae. Gene Ontology annotation, biological process: regulation of transcription by RNA polymerase II. The record is from RefSeq and is a predicted model, not a curated record. The coding region runs from base 206 to 1969 and encodes 587 amino acids.
GACCCUCCCCCACCACGCUCGCUACCCCGAAUCAUACACGCGGCUCAUCUGUCCGUGUAUACCUACCUAUUCACCACGUUCCUCGCCCAACACACUCCUCACCACUCUCGAAAAAUGGCUGGUCCCGGAGGCGGUCCUCCCCGUCGCAGCCACACCAAGUCGCGCAAGGGCUGCGAGACCUGCAAGCGUCGGCAUAUUCGAUGUGAUGAAAACUUCCCUCAAUGCCGAAACUGCACCAAGCACAAGAUCCGCUGCCCCUACAAUGACAUGCCCGCCAUGGAAGACCGGUCGACGACCCCUGACAAGCCGGGAUCUCAUGUGGACGCCCAGCAUCGUUGCCGACAUUGAGCAGUGGCAGCGCACCGGAAUCUUUCCUUUCCCCAAACUCGCCAUCUCCUCACCCCCAACCCGGCCGAGUACACUCGGUUCCACGCACCGUUAUGUGAUGCACUCGCUGCUGGCUUUCUCCGCCAUGCACAUUGCUUUCCUCACCGACUGUCCCAUCGUCGGCAACCUGGCGUACGAGCACCGCGGUAUUGCUCUCAAGGGCCUGCAGGAGGGUAUCGGCUCAUUUGGCCCGGAAACUUCUGAUGCUGUCUUGGCUGCUUCGCUGGUUCUCUCCUGGCAAGCCACUGACUGGCGGAGCUGGACUCAACUCAUGCAAGGAACCUCAUCGGUUGUCGAUGCCAUGGCUUCCUGGAGCCACGACUCUCAGUUUUAUGACUGGAUCAGGGAAACCGGCACGUUCCCAACGGCCCCUCCUUCGCCCACCCCGGAUCACAGGCCCAGCCAGCCGCGCAAGGAAGACCUGGAUGCCCUGAACCGGACUCUCGCCCAGCUGCAGAAGGUCGAGGCCCACCAGAAACACAACAAGGAGGACACGAAGCACAUCCAGCAGCUCAUCAGCUUUCUCAAGGGAUCCCGCAAAGUCAGCCCGACCUUGUCCGUCGCCCAGCAGUUUGAACGUCUCCGUCCCCUGCGUACCUGGCUUUUCUACCUGCCCGUCAUGGCCCUUCAGCAGAGUGGCUGCUCCGUCAAUUCCCUAGUGACCAUCGCCCAUUACUACACGGUGGCCGUUCUGAUGGAGCGCCUGUUCCCCGAGAUCGGUGCUGCAUACUUUGGCAAUCUUUCCAUUGCACCCGUCGAGGAGAUUGCCCGCUGCCUGUUGUCCAUCAACAUUUCUGGUUCCAUCGAGGGUGAUCUCACUACGCCGAUGAAGCUGAUGCAGUUCCCUCUGGAUAUGGUCAAUGAGUUCCGCAACCGCAUCGGUAUCCUGGAGCCUGCCCGCACGCCCUCGUUCCCGCAGUACAACCCGCCCAACUUCUACACGAACGAGCCGGCCAACCUGCCCCAGGCUACGGAGUCAUUCAUGCCCUACGGCAACCCGGCCUUCAGCUACAGCCAUGAGUCGCUGACUGGUACCAUGCUCAACACGGAGGGCAUUCCCCAGAACGCCGUCAGUCCCUUGACUCUGUCCUCGCCCUUUGUCAACCAUCAGUACCUCAGCAUCCCAUCGCCCAACUAUGGCAGUUACAGCCCGGCCUCGUCCACCUUUGAAGGGUCCAUCGCCUACAGCGACACUGAGGAGUACGGCUCGUAUGACAUGGGCGGCAUGUCUUCCGGCCACCACAUGUUCGGCUCCGGCAGCAACUUGAGCGGGAUGACAACGACACCCGGCUAUCCUCCGCCUGAGGACCCUUACCUGCUUUCGUCGACAGCGCACUCGACAGUUCCCUCCCCCUUCCUGCAGCCCGAGCAACUGGGCAUGCUGCCUCUUCCGGAGUCGCCGAUCCCCGUUCUCGCCUCGAUGCCUCGCCACCGCCGGCCGACUCCGCCCUCCUCUUCCGUGCAGGGAGAGUCUCCCAGUGCCAUCAGCGCGCCCUUCCCCCCACGUCAGCUUGGUCCUGGCCCGUCCCCUCCGCCGGCAUACUUGCCUAGGAGCGAGAAGGGCAAGGAGCGCGAGCUGUAG